UGCUGGUUCAGCAGAAGGAGUUGAUGGCUCAGAUUGUCCAGUUAGAGCGCGAGCUGGUGCACAAGAAGACGAAACACGUGCAGAAGGUCUUCGGUCUGCAGAACGAGCAGGCCAAGAAGGUGGAUACGAUACGGACGGAACAGGCCCAAUUCGAGCGACAGCUGAAAUCUCAGGCGAAAAAGGACAUGAACUCGCUCAAACUGGCGUAUGAGAAGGAGAAGAAAGCCAUACUCGCGGAGAGUGCAGCCUUGGACCAGGAGAUGGCAGACAUCCAGGAGAAGCUGGCAGUGUUUGAAGCUGAAGAAGAGGCGGCGAGGACUUCCGCCGCGGCUAGUCGAGAUUUCUUCAAGUCCAUGCCGAUGAUUUCCCUUCCGCUGAUGCAAGCUCCUGCCCCCGCUGCAGGUGAGUAUCAGCCAGCGCGGCGCACGAAAGCCUCGACGCCAAAGGACUCGAUAGCUCCGGUCCGAUUCGGUUCCUUAGACGACACGUCCACAAGUUCUGCGAGUCCAACGACCCGUACUGAAGUUCCACAGAGCAACGAUAUGUGUAAACAAUCCUGAAGAGCCAAAAACAACGCCAAAGCAUCGAGAGCUGAUGGAUAACUCCUCAGCACAUGUAUUCUAAUGCGGUCGAUGCAAUUUACAGUCACAAAAAUAGCGGGCG
Messenger RNA from Phytophthora nicotianae INRA-310, 663 nucleotides. RefSeq lists its product as hypothetical. The transcript has a single exon. The coding region runs from base 24 to 560 and encodes 178 amino acids. Lineage: Eukaryota; Oomycota; Peronosporomycetes; Peronosporales; Peronosporaceae. The record is from RefSeq and is a predicted model, not a curated record.